Molecule: messenger RNA, 1118 nt
Organism: Quercus lobata
Lineage: Eukaryota; Viridiplantae; Streptophyta; Magnoliopsida; Fagales; Fagaceae
Product: Duplicated homeodomain-like superfamily protein
Exons: 2
Coding region: 179-859 (226 amino acids)
Molecular function (GO): DNA binding
Source: RefSeq, a predicted model, not a curated record
AAAAUCCAAUUCACACACAAUUUCUUAUAAAUAGUAUUAUAAAUACCACACCCUUCCAAAUCUCCCACCAAACCCCUCAUCUGUGAAAUCUCCAAGAAAGUGAGUUGAAAAACACAACACGAACACAAACACACCCACAUAGAAAAAACAAAAAGAAAAAACUCUCUCUCAGAGAGAUAUGAUGUGGAAUCGAUCAGAGGACAAGAUUUUCGAGCACGCACUGGUGAUGGUCCCUGAGGAUGUUCCAGACAGGUGGCAGAGGAUUGCAGAGCAAAUUCCAGGAAAGUCACCGAGAGAUGUGAAGGAACACUAUGAUGAUCUUGUACAUGAUGUGCUUGAGAUCGAUUCUGGUCGAGUUGAACUACCGAGUUAUGCUGAUGAGGAUGACUCCGACUCUGGUGGACAUGGUGGAUGGGACUCACCGAGUAAUCAGAAUCAGAUCUCUUUCUCGAAUCAUAACAACAAGCCUAAGCACUCUGACUCCGAAAGGAAAAAGGGUACUCCUUGGACUGAAGAAGAGCACAGGUUAUUUCUAACUGGACUGAAGAAAUUUGGAAAGGGUGAUUGGAGAAGCAUUUCAAGGAAUGUGGUUGUGACGAGAACACCGACUCAGGUGGCUAGCCAUGCCCAGAAGUACUUCCUUCGCCAGAAUUCAGUGAAGAAAGAGAGGAAGAGGUCAAGCAUCCAUGACAUUACUGCAGACAACAAUCCGGUUGCUCUUCCGGUCAAUCAGAGUUGGCUUCCACCUCCAGGUAGUGCUGUUCAACAGCAACAGGCUUAUCAACCGAUGACCAUGCCACCACAUUUGCCUGGUCAAGUGAGCCCAAUGGGGUACCAAAACUUUGGCUUUCCAAUGUAAAGAGGCACAGGAGCUAUAUCCUCUGUAUAUAAAAAAGCAUUAAUCUUUAAUUAGGAAAUCCAACUUGUAAAGUUCUGCCUUUGGUUUUGUUAGGUGUUUGAUGGUUAGGAGUAUUGUGAAGUGAAUUUGUUCAUGGUAGGUAGUGAUCUGAAGUCCUUUAGUGAAGUAAAAAAAAAAAAAGUUACUUGUUUGAGAAAAUAGUGUGGUCGUAUACGGAACUUUUAGGAAUGGGUCAAUAACAAAUAGGAAUUUUUUUCAA